GCUAUCCUAACCGCAUUCGAUUUAAUUAACCCCAAUCCCAAAUCCCUCUUCCCAUUUAAUUCCCUCCUUCGUCCCCUUCUCCUCGCUCCUUUGAUUUCUCUCCCCUUGCGUUUCAUAUAUCGACUCAAAGUUCGCAGCUCUUCUUCCCCUUUCUCCGUUCCCUUUCCUUUUUUGAAGUCUCUGGGAUCCCCCUUUCCUUCUCCUCGUUCUGCCGUUUUCCGGUACCAAGCCCGCCGGAUUCUUCUCCGUCCGCCUCCAAUUGGAUUCGACGGCUCAAUUAGAUCCCAAAUCAAUCCAAUUGGGGAUUUCUAGCCGCUAGAAUUAGGGUUUCUUUCGUCUUCUAGGGUUUGUACAAAUGUUGGGAACGGGCUUGCAGUUCGUUCGCGGCCAUGGCGAGGAUUUGUUCUACAACCCCGUCAGGGCUCGCCGAAGUCGCCAUCACCAUCACCAGCACUACCAGCAGGGCACUGAGUGGUCCCGGAACAGCGCCGGCGCUGGCGACUCCCCCGCUCCGGCCCCGGCUCCCAGGGAGAAGGCCGUGGUGGUGGUCCCGGAGUUCCGGGAGCGGGAGAACCGGGCCAGAUUGGAGGAAGAGCCGUCGAAGGCGGUGGCUUCGCACGCCUUGGCACCGGCCCCGGCGGCGGUAACUUCUCCCUGUAAUCUACAUCGGUUCUUGGAGUCCACAACUCCAUCUGUCCCGGCUCAGCAUCUCUCCAAGAUGAGGAUGAAGGGGUGGAGGACUCGCGAUGUGGAGAAGACAUAUUUUGCCUUGGGGGAUCUCUGGGAGUCUUUCAAGGAGUGGAGCGCGUAUGGUGCCGGUGUUCCUCUGGUUCUGAAUGGCAGCGACAGUGUUGUUCAGUACUACGUGCCGUAUUUGUCAGUCCUUCAGUUAUAUGGUGAAUCAAGUACGCCAUCCAUCAAUUCUAGGCGAGCUGGUGAGGAGAGUGAUGGCGAUUAUUAUCGAGAUUCUAGUAGUGAUGGAAGCAGUGAUUAUGAACAUGAAAAAGGCUUGAAGUACUCAAGGGCAUGGAGUCCAAACCAUCUUACUAGCACCUCCAAUUUAAGGAUGGAUAGGCUGUCUUUGAAAGAGAAACAUGUAGCCUCACAAGAAGGAUCUUCAAGUGAUGAUGGUGAUUCUGGAAGUUCUCAAGGUCACUUGCUCUUUGAGUUCCUUGAACGGGAUCCUCCAUACAUUCGGGAACCAUUGGCUGAUAAGGUUUCUGUUCUUGCACGAUGUUUUCCUGAAUUAAAGACGCUCAGGAGUUGUGAUUUGCUGCCAUCCAGUUGGAUUUCUGUGGCAUGGUACCCUAUAUACCGGAUACCAACUGGACCGACACUUAGGGAUUUGGAUGCUUGUUUUCUCACUUUCCAUUAUCUUUCUACGCCGGUGAUAGGUGCUGCUAGUGCCCCUGGUCCUGUAACUACCUAUCCUCAAGGGGUUAAUGGUGUUCCGAAGAUCUCUCUUCCUGUUUUUGGUCUAGCCUCUUACAAGUUCAAGAGUAUGAUAUGGACUCCUAGCGGAGGUGAGAGGCAACUUGCAGACUCCCUGCUGCAAGCUGCUGAUGACUGGCUGCGUCAAUACCAUGUUGAUCACCCGGAUUUCCGGUUCUUUGCUUCACAUGGUGCAUGCCGGAGAUAAAACUUACAUAUUUGCUUUUACUUUCCCUUUAAAUUUCAAUAGCUCCCAGUUAAUCAAUCGUGGAAGGUAGGAUGGUUACUCAUCUUGCAGGCCUGACGUUAUUUCAAUAGGCCUUUGCAUUUGUGUCCCGUUCUGUCAUUACAGAAGUAGGAGGGAAGGAUAUCUGAUAUAAAAUAGGAGGAAAAAAAGGUAAAAAAAGAAAAAAGAGGAAGGAGAUGGAAAUUAAAAUCCCAUGUGUUGGAAAGUUUUUUUUUUUUAAAGAAAAAAUAGGACUUUUUACGUGAAACGGAGUGAAACCUGAAGAAAAAAAUUGGUGGAAGCACGCCGCUUCAUUUGCAGAAUCUGAUGGGAUACAAUGGAUGGUAAAAAAGGGGUGGAAGUUUGGGGGGUUCAUUUGCACAGAUACCCAAAUGGACGCGAGUUUUUUUUGUAUGUCCUGGUAAGUCAGUAACCUGUGCCUAACUUAACAUUGUUGGCAUAUCUAAUGACGCCCCUCUGUUGUCCAUCUUAAAUUGGACCAACUUUGUUUGUAGCAUGAUGGUUACUUUUAAAUACAUUAAAAUUAGAUUUA
Molecule: messenger RNA, 2210 nt
Organism: Elaeis guineensis (African oil palm)
Lineage: Eukaryota; Viridiplantae; Streptophyta; Magnoliopsida; Arecales; Arecaceae
Source: RefSeq, a predicted model, not a curated record